CGCAGAAGAGGCUACUCUUCCUAUCUAUGUCGUGUUUGCAGUAGGCCAGGAAGAAGGACAGGGAGAAAGACGCAAAUGAUCAAAAAAGCGAAGGGAGAAAUACUGUGAGUCUAACAAAAUGAGAGCAUCUACUGAAACUUUGUAUUGGUAUCACGGAAGAAUAACAAGGGAUGCAGCCACCCAUAUUCUGCUGUCACAUGCAAGAAGCAACUACCGCGAUGGCUGCUUCCUGGUUCGAGACUGUUCUAGUGCCCCUGGGGACUAUGUCAUAUCAAUCCUUGCACACAAUCAAGUACUGCACUUCCAAGUCCAUUGUACAGGAGAUAAUCGGUUUUCCAUCGAUGAUGGGCCCAUUUUUCAUGGGUUAGAUACCUUAAUUUUACAUUACCAAGUCAAAUCAGACGGGUUGCCUUGUAGAUUAACAACUUUUUCAAGAGGGUCUUUACCACCUCUUCAAGCUUUAAAAUAUGGAAUUGACACUCCAUUGCAUGUAGCCUGUCUGAAUGGAAAUGCUUCUGCUGUUACUAAAUUACUGUCAGAGAUGUCUACUUAUCAAGAAGUUAACUCGAGAGACGAAGAAGGAAGGACGCCAUUGCAUAUUGCAAGUUGCAAAGGCUACCAGGAUAUUAUUCUCCUGUUGUUAAAUUAUGCCGCAGAUGUUAGCGCUUCAAGUAGCACCGGAACAACUCCAUUACAGGAAGCAUGUGCUGCAGGCCAUGUUGAGGCAGCUAGGUUACUUAUCACUCAAGGUAGAGCAGAUGUACAGGAAAGAUCUCAAUCAAAUGGAUGGGUGCCAUUACAUGAGGCAGCAUUAAGAGGGAACAUUGACUGCUGUCACCUUCUUUUAUCACAUCAUGCGUCCAUGAAUCCACGAACAAUGGAGGGAGACACACCAAGAGACCUUGCAUUGAGAUAUAAUAGACUUGAAAUUGUGGAAUUUUUAGACAACUUUCCUAUGCCACCACCAAGGACAACUCCUAGUCAAUGGCUGCAUCAGAAUCUAGAUAGAGUGGGAGCAGUUGCUAUGCUGAGAAAGUAUGGCAUGGAAGAUGGGUUGUUUCUGAUUCGCAGCAGUAUCAAAUGCCAUGGAUAUUAUGUUCUCUCGAUGGCUGUUGGGGGUAAAGCAUAUCAUUUCCAAAUCAAAAGCAGGGCCGAUCGUUGGUAUUACAUAGACGAUGGCCCUUUGUUCGAAACUUUACCACACGCAGUGGACCACUAUUCGACGCAUAUGGAUGGCUUGCCAGUGCUCCUUCGCGAAGCAGUUCCUCCGAGCACAGAAACACGUCCUGCUCAAGCCCCUCCUUCGCGUUCUGGUCCGUGGAAUUCGGCAGCUCCAAGAGCCUCUCCAAAACCGCCUGUUGGAAGCAAGCCGCUGCCCAUGCCAAGAGCAAAUUUAAAACAUGUAGAGGAUGACAAUGCUGGCGAUUUCAAUAGAGCUUCAAGUUGGAAGAACGAUGCACCAGCUGUUCCAAACAGAACAAAAGGGUCAGAUGAGACAAAGCAACAGACAAUAAUUACACGGGAUUCAUUAGAAUUGGGAAAAGAGCUCGGGCAAGGUGAAUUCGGCUCCGUGUUAAUGGGAGUCUGGAUAAACCCCAACGGCGAACGGGUCUCUGUGGCGUUGAAGACACUACACGAAGAUAAGUUAACACAAGGAGAGCAGGAGUUUCUCAGAGAAGCAAGAGUUAUGUCCAACUUGAAUCACCCUUGUAUCGUAAGGCUUUUGGGAGUCUGCCUUGGACCACCGAUGAUAUUGGUUCAAGAGCUUGUGUCUAUGGGGGCAUUGCUUGAUUACCUGAUUGAUCACCAGUCUGAGAUUUCACAAAAGAACUUAAAAGUCUGGGCGGGCCAAAUUGCUUGGGGAAUGACGUAUCUGGAAGAGAGGAGAUUUGUUCACAGAGAUCUUGCGACGAGAAAUAUUCUUUUAGGGACCAAAGACCAGGUUAAAAUAAGCGACUUUGGCUUGUCGAGAGCGGUUGGUGCCGGUAGUGACUACUACCAAGCGAAACAAGGUGGCAGGUGGCCAGUUAAAUGGUACGCUCCUGAGUCCAUAAAUUAUGGGACAUUCUCUCACAAAAGUGACGUUUGGAGCUAUGGAGUUACAUUGUGGGAGAUGUAUACUUUUGGCGAGUUACCCUACGGAGAUAUGGCUGGCGCACAGGUCAUUGCGUUUCUCGAGCGUGGCGAACGACUUUCAAAACCGAUGGACUGUCCAGAAAAAAUUUAUCAGAUUAUGCUAAGUUGCUGGAAUGCUGAACCAGUGAAUAGGCCGUCAUUCAAGAACCUUUAUGCAACGUUUAUGAAAGACCCUGAGUAUGGAACUGUCCAGUCCGGUCGCAACUCUUUGAAGCAUUAAUCAGGUCAAUAUUCUCUGCAAAUAAUUAAAAUGUUUAUAGCAUCAUAUUUUAGAUACUUAGGUAUGCAAAAAUUAAUCUACCGUAUUCAUUCGAUAUUUUUUGGCACGUUUGGCUGGCAUUUAUUAUCAAGGACAGUUUUUAAACGCGGGUGGCUUACAUUAUUUUAUCCAGAUCUUGUCAAUAUUCCUGCAACCUUGAAGCCGAGGGUGAUAAUAUAGAAAAUGAGAAAGAGAUACUUCUGGGUGCUAUUGAUGAUCCCAUACUGGAGGAUAUUGUUGUUGGUUGAAACGUCCAAUGUUUUUUUGGUUCAAGUACAGAAUCAGGUUUUUCUCAGUGUAUGAAUCCGACAUUGCAAACCAAGUAUCUAUGCAUGGUUUUUUGGGUGCGGCUCACAUUUUUUAUGAACUCAAUUUGCCGCGGCUUAUAAACAAGGGUGGCUUAUGAACAAGGGCGGCUUAUUAUCGAAUAAAUACGGUAUGACUUACGAUCGUGGUUCCACGGUAUCCAGUCGUCGAGAUGUUAAAAAAUUUAGAGAAUCAGAACCCCUUGACAUUUAGGAAGUUUAUAUUCUCGAGAGCCUAGUUAAUUUACGAGCUGUGCUGAUUAACUCGGAAAUACUUGCCUCGGGCGCGAAUGGAACUGCGAGCUAGGACUAUCCAAGGUUUUCUCUAACUGAAUUACGUUUUCAAUGAUUAUAACCCAAAUACAUUUUGUAUUAUUUGUUAAAAUUGGUAAAAUGUAAACAUUUUUAGUAGAAAUUGGUACCUCUUUAAAUAUUGAACUAUUGUAAAUUGUAGCUGUUUCUUCCUCGUAUAAUAGUACAUUAAGUAAAAAUUUAUAGUAGGAUCUUAUGGUAGGAGCAUUUAUUUUCAUAACAAAAAUUCAAUGUUUU
This is a messenger RNA of Rhopilema esculentum, 3249 nucleotides long. Its product is annotated as tyrosine-protein kinase HTK16. Gene Ontology annotation, molecular function: protein tyrosine kinase activity; protein binding; ATP binding. The record is from RefSeq and is a predicted model, not a curated record. NCBI's taxonomy places the organism in Eukaryota, Metazoa, Cnidaria, Scyphozoa, Rhizostomeae, Rhizostomatidae. Gene Ontology annotation, biological process: protein phosphorylation.